Cyanistes caeruleus (blue tit) is the source of this 3735-nucleotide messenger RNA. Lineage: Eukaryota; Metazoa; Chordata; Aves; Passeriformes; Paridae. The record is from RefSeq and is a predicted model, not a curated record.
UACUACUACUACUACUAAAGUCUAGAAAGUAAAAUCGCUGUUCCAUGAUGUAGACAGUGUAAAUGCAGGAGAGAAAAUGGUUUGUCUGAUGAAGCUGAGGUUGUUUGAGUACUGGUUUUUCACACCUGUGACCGACUAUAACUGAUAAAAUACACAAACACUUUACUAGUGCUCAAAACUAUUUUUUUCAGCCUGCUGAAAACUUCUUUUUUUCCUCCAGAAAUUGUUAAGUUACUAAGAAGUACUGGCUACCAAAAGGUUAUUGAUGGAUACUGAAGUUUUGCAAACAAGUGUAUUACUUCCAGUAACAUAUUGUAGAAAUCUACUUUCCAUUUUAAAAAAAUUCCUCUUAAGAGCACCACCAUUUGGCAUUAAAACCAAACAACCAAUGAAACAUAUUCAACUAAAAAACCCCAACAACAACAAAAUUCAUCCAGCUGUGGGCAGUCCAAGUUGUUGAAACCUCUGCAGUGUCUCUGGCUGGCAGAGUUGAGCUGUUGGGGACAGGAGGGAGCUGUGGCAGAUCAGUCUCUGAUCUCAGAGGUCAUCCUGAAAGUUUUUCCCUGGGAAUUUGACAGCACUCUUAACUUAGUGUUUAUGUUGGGAUCAGUUUAAUGGAUCUCAGGACUGACUCAGUUUGUUGCCAGAGGUGAGGAAAAAUCAAGCAGACUGGCUUCAGCCCCUGAGGCAGGGAAGUCAGAUGAGGGGAAUUGUGCAUCUUGGUUCUGGGUGGUGGCAUGGCCACAGUGGCAGUGCCCUGUGUGGGCACUGUGGAGCUGCUCUCCCUCCCUUGGACCAGUGCUGGCACCUCUGUCCCUUGGAUUUGAGCCUUGGGCAAACCAGCAUGUUACAAACUGAUCACUGCAAGAUUUGGUGUCUCUGUUUUAGGGCUACAGAUAGAAAAUGAGAUUUAGUUCAGUUGGUGCUGAACAUUAUUGGCACAGUGCUAAUAAUGCCAAGGUUGUGGGUUUGAUCUACAUAUGGGCCAUUCACUUAAGAGCUGAAGUCCAUGAUCCUCUAGGUCCCUUCCAACUCAGACUAUUCCAUAAAUUCUUUAAAACCUGGGCAGUGGCUCAUAUGGCUGGGAGCUCCUCUGCUCUACUCAGUAAUUACACCAAGAUGGAUUUUGGCACAAAGCAGGCAAUCAUCAAUAGGAGGGAGCACUCCCAGCAAACUGUCUCCAUGUGAUCACAACCUUAUAAAGACUCUUUUAUCCAUUGGCCUGAUCCUGGUGCAGAACUUUAACUGGAGCUGCCAUCAGCUUGGCCUGUUGAUGUUGAUGUCCAUACCAUGGUACUGAGCACUGGUGCCCACCGUGCCUGGCCUUGCAUGGUGGGUACAAAAUUGAAAGAGAAGUUAAAGGCUGGGGGUGAAUCAGGGCUGGGGAAGAGUCUGCAGGGAUGUGGGUCUGACACCUGACAGCUUGUGCUGUCACCCAUCUUGUCACCUUUCCCAUGAUCUUGCCCUCACCUAGAUCCUGCUGUCGGGUGUCAGCUGCACUCUUUGACCUCCUUGAAAACCACAAACCAACUUCUUAGGGGUCCUUGUGUUUUCUGUGCCACAGGGCCUGGAUUGCCAAGGGGGCUUAGCAGGUUUGUGCUGCUUGGGAGAGCAUUUACACCCCACAGUAUCAGCUCCAGCUGCCUAUUGGUGCUGUAUAAGGUUGAGUGUUUUCAGAAGCUGCAGUAAGUACUGAGUAAAUCUGCCCUGAGUUCCUGAACCCAGCUGGUGGCACAGCUGCUGUGGCAUAAGCUGCCUGUUUUGGCUUUGCUUUUCUUCCUUUUAUUAGUACCACACUGCUAAAUUAAAAAUUACCUGCUGUUUUCCAUGCUCAGUUCCAUGGGUCUCUCCUCUGUUAGACACUGGAGGACAUUACCCAUGCCUGUGCCCAGGGAUGUCUUCCAUCACCAGAUGAUGUUCCAGUCUACCAUGUACACAGCAAAACAACCUGAGCUACAGGAACACCUCCUUUCUCUACAGAUUGCAGCAAUCCUCACUCUGAGGAGGGAUUACAGAAUUAAAGCAACUCUUGGCCUGCAGGUUCCCUUCUGGUUACUGGAUGUAGCACCAGAGAGCUUAAAAAAACCCCUGAGCCCAUCUUUUCUUGGCAGAUCUGUUUAAGAGAGAUGGGAUAAAGCAGUCAGCUAUUUGAUAAUCAUCUUAAAUCAGAUUGUCAUGAGAUCUCAGCAUAAACAGUCUCAAGGAGCUAACAAAACUGACUGUUUCAGACAAUUCUCACACCAUCUCAGACCUCCAUUGGCAUCUACUUACUUGUGGCCUCAUGGACCCACUCAUUUCUUUCCUUGGUAUUGCUUUAGGCCAGAUAACCAGCACUGAGGUUCCCAUUGCAUCAACCCCAGCACCUCCCAGUACAGCCAGCACUGAGGUUCCCAUUGCAUCAACCCCAGCACCUCCCAGUGCAACCACUGCUGCAGCCUCUGCUCCCCCAGCUGCUCCUGCAACACUCUCAGCUGGACUGACCCCAACCACUGCAAACCCUGCUGCAUCCACAUCAGCUCCAUCUGCUGAUGCAAGCACAAAAUCCCCUUCCCAGACUCUGCCCACCACCAUGGGGACCAGCCCCACCUCUGGCAGCAGGGCUGCCUCUCAAGGGUCUGCAGCACUGACAGUCACAUCCAGCAGUGUCCCAGCGUCCCCUCCAGGAGUGACCACAUCCCCUGGGGUCCCAGCAUCAGCUCUGCUCCCCACCACCCCCCAGCCCUCCAGCUGCAGCACAGUGAAUGUGACAGCCUGUGCCCGCUGCCCCCCUGGGACAGUCCCCACCCAAGGCACCUUGAGCUGCUCGUGCUGCACAGGGGGCUCGUGUGUAGAUCCCAGUGCCUGCAGCCCCUGCCCACCUGGCCACUACCAGCCCCAAAGUGGGCAACCAUCCUGCCUGCCCUGCCCACAGGGGUAUUACACCAGCUUCCCAAGGAGCACUGUGUGUCUUCCCUGCCCACCAGGACAUUUUGCUAAUGAGUCUGGGACUGCAGCCUGCAGAGCCUGUGAGCAAGGCUAUUUUAGCUCCAAGCAAAAUGCAGCUUUUUGUCUGCCUUGCCAGCCGGGAUCAUUUUGCAACACCAGCAGCUGCUCGGCCUGUCAGUCGUGCCCCGGCGGGCAGGAGGCUCCUCGGGAGGCGUCGGAGCGCUGCGAGCCCUGCCCGGCAGGUACAUUCAAGGGUCCCGGUGAUGACAGAUGCAAGGCCUGCAGGACAGGAGAGUACCAAUUACAGCGGGGCAAGGAGAGCUGUGACCUGUGCCCAGAAAACCACUACUGCCCUAGCCCAGAUGUGAACCCAGUCAAGUGCCCUCCUGAUGCCUUCUGCCCCAGGGGCAGCGUGGAGCCCACCUACUGCAUGGAACUUUUCCUGUACAAGGCAGGGGACUCCUGCCAGCUGACCCCUGCCACUGUCAUUGUGCUGGCCACCUUCUCAGCAGGUGGAAUCAUUGUUGUAUUUCUAAUAAUUCUGAGACAGCGGCAAGAGCACAGCAAGAAAUCCUUGAGGUCUCUGUUGCUGCCCCGGGGCUCGGGAGGACACCCCACGUACGGGGGCAUGGAACACACAGAGCCAGUCUAUGCUGGCUGGUAGCACAGGCCACCAGCAGCAGCCACCUGCCUCUCCCUGCCCUGGGGCAACACAGAUGUGGUUCUGGGCAAGAUGUUUAACCACAAGCAACCUAGUUCUGUAUAGCUAAAAUCCGUGCUGGGAAAUAAAACUCAAGGUUUUGAGUUGUG